AUGACAUCGACCAGACCUCGCGUCUCAACUUCUUCGAAAACAGCUGUGGCCCACCCACCUCCACUGGCUCUCACUGCAAGUUCUGCUGAAGCACUCGCUCCA
This is a messenger RNA of Didymodactylos carnosus, 102 nucleotides long. NCBI's taxonomy places the organism in Eukaryota, Metazoa, Rotifera, Eurotatoria, Philodinida, Philodinidae. The record is from the annotation of a GenBank genome assembly.